Scophthalmus maximus (turbot) is the source of this 1716-nucleotide messenger RNA. It is a transcript of the gene cenpx, whose product is annotated as centromere protein X. Gene Ontology annotation, cellular component: Fanconi anaemia nuclear complex; FANCM-MHF complex. The record is from RefSeq and is a predicted model, not a curated record. Gene Ontology annotation, molecular function: protein heterodimerization activity. Gene Ontology annotation, biological process: resolution of meiotic recombination intermediates; replication fork processing; DNA repair. The transcript is spliced from 5 exons. Bases 83 to 328 code for a protein of 81 amino acids. NCBI's taxonomy places the organism in Eukaryota, Metazoa, Chordata, Actinopteri, Pleuronectiformes, Scophthalmidae.
UGAGGGGCUGUGCGUCUGACGUCAUAGACCAAUAGCCAAUCCCCGCGCAGAGCGCCAAGCUCCCUCUCCCACCAUCGAAAACAUGGCGGAGCAGGACGCGGAAAUCGGCUUCAGAAAGGACACGGUUAGCAAACUGCUCUCAGGUUCCUUCAAGGAGGACAAGACCAAACUAAGUGGCGACGCCGCGCUGCUCAUGGCGGAGAUGCUGAAAGUGUUCGUUCAAGAGGCUGCCGUGAGAUCACUGAAACAAGCUGAAUCCGAGGACUCCGAUCAAGUUGAUAUCGAGCACUUUGAGAAGGUCCUACCUCAGCUGCUGCUGGACUUCUAGCGAAGUUAUGCCACAAGGUGGAGCCAGGGUGCUGCCAGCGUGUCCCUCCUUUAAUCCCAGGCUUCAGUUUCUACAGCAACACGUUUUAUUUUAAGUGAUGUUUAUCUUUCCUGUAAAAACUGCAACUUAGUAACCCUUGGAAUUCUCCUUCUGUAUUUAUUGGGACUCGGGGUGAUUUUGACGCAGAAAGCCGCAGUGCUGCCCAGCCUCCUCCAUGCCACCUCCAGUAAGGCCCACCUGUGCUCCUCUGUAGAACAACAGGUGCUUCCAGCGUGCUCCAUGGUGCCCUUCAUCAAAGCCUCCUGGAGCAGUUGGAAGCAAUUAGAGUAAUAAGGGGAGCAGCCAGUCCCUUAGAUGAUGACAAGUGCCAGGAAAAAAGGAGUACCCCCUCCAGCCACUUUGAAGUUCCCUUUUGCUGUCCUGCGAUGUUUAGUUAGAGGUGGGGGGAAGGGCAAAGGGGACCUCUGGCACAGGGGGGAAAGUUGAAUGGAAGUGUGCAUGCACAAAUGUGUGCAUGUGUUAGCCAAACAUAGCGAGAGACCACACGCAUAGAUAUUCUGUUUGAAAGGAAACAUAACAAAACACAUUGGAACAUGGUCCAAAAAGAGCAGGGUGUAAUUCUGAAGGUAAACAAACAAAGGAGGCGACUAGUAGAGGUGCGCUCUCUCCUUUCAUCACAGCAGCGGGGGGGGGGGGGGGGGGUGCUGUGACUGCAGGGACAAGGGUAAUGUGGGGUUUUCUAACCCGGUUGCCUCUGAUGGUUUUCCACCAGCGGUGUAUUUUGACCAACGUGUCUCCACUGUGAGUCAGCAUAGCUGCACAACACCUCACACUAUUUAUUUGUGCGGCCCUCGGGUGACUCACUAUGCUUACAAAUGCUGCUCGCACACAGCUGGAAGCAACUUGGGCUCAAGUCAAGAGCCCGGGCUCAGAUAGGUGAUCAAGGACGCAGCACCUGGAAUUUGACCCAGCACCUUUUUAGUAGGGCCCAGGGUGGAUUUGUUUCCCAGGAGUGACUUCCACAGCAGGCUUUGAGGAGGUUUGGUUGAGUGAUGUUUCGUUUAAUGAUCCCGUGAGGACCAUUAGGGCAGAAAGCUACUUUUUGUGAAGAAAAUAAUUUGUUGGGUUAAUAAUUACAGUCUUAAAUAGCGGCAAGUCGUGCCCUCUUGUUUUGUGAAAUACUGUGAACUGCAGAGGCAUUGCUUUGACAAGUUGGCUAUUCAGAUAAAAUGCUGCAAGCAGACUCCCUUUUUCCUUCGCAGAUAUGGAACCAAAUUAUGCAAUUAAAAAACAAUAUAUCCUUGCUUAUCACAACUGUCAUUUUGUCAUAUAUAUUCUCUCUUGGUUUGUUAGUCCUUGCAGAUUAAAUAAAACAGUUAUUCUCUUGG